Alternaria conjuncta is the source of this 981-nucleotide messenger RNA. RefSeq lists its product as uncharacterized. The transcript has 2 exons. The coding region runs from base 1 to 981 and encodes 326 amino acids. The record is from RefSeq and is a predicted model, not a curated record. NCBI's taxonomy places the organism in Eukaryota, Fungi, Ascomycota, Dothideomycetes, Pleosporales, Pleosporaceae.
AUGGGCAUCACUGGCUGCGGGAAAACAACUUUCGUCAAUCUCUUCUCUGAUCGCAAACUCGAGGUCGGACAUGGACUGGACUCAUUAUCCGUCCAAGUCGUGCCAUGUACGUUUGAGGAUGGCACGAAGGUCUAUCUCGUCGAUACCCCCGGUUUUGACGACACCUAUCGGUCCGACUCCGAAAUCCUGCGUGAAGUCGCGCUCUGGCUGAAUAAGGCGCACACGGAAAAGCUGCGACUGGCUGGCAUCAUCUUCCUCCAACGAAUCUCAGAUGUCCGAGUAGGCAAUAGCGGAGUUAAGAACAUCACAAUGUUCCAAAAGCUGUGUGGCGACGGCCCGCUGUCGAGCGUGGUAUUAGCGACGACAAUGUGGGACAUGGCCUCGCCCAAUGCUGCAAUCGAACGCGAGAGAGAAUUACAAGAACAACCACAAUACUGGAAACGAAUGAUAGACUACGGGAGCUGCGUAAUGCGUCACGACAAAGGAAAGUCGUCAGCGCUCGAAAUCAUCAAAUACCUAAUGAAGCGAAAGAAGCCCGUAACACUCGACAUUCAACACGAGAUGGUGGACCAGAAUCUCGAACUAGUCGACACAGGCGCUGGAGGCGCCCUAGCAUCAAGUGUAGAGGGGCUCAUCAAACACUACGAGAGGAAGCUAAAAGAGCUGGAACAAGAGCUCAGGGAAGCACACGCCCAAAGCAACAAAGAGGACCGCGAGAUUUUGGAAGCAGAUAAAAAACAAUACCAAGACAAUCUCGCGAAGCAACAGCAGGAAAUGCAGAAUCUACAGGUUAGUGCGGCGCAGCUGAUAGAGGAUACUAAGAAGCGGUUUGAAGAGAGCGAGGUGUCGGCUAGGGAGAAUAUGCUACGAGCUCAGGCGAAUCAUGCCGCAGAGCUCGAGAAGCAGAGGGUGGUGUUGCAGAGACAGUUCAAGGAGAAGUAUCUGCAGAUGAUGCAUGAGCGGGCGUGUAAUGUAAUGUAG